AUGGAAGGAGAAGGAGGAGAAGAGCUAAGCAUAGAAGAACUGGCCUCCAAUCUUUCAACAUACAAAGAUCAGCUUCACCAGGUAAAGGAGCUUUUAGCUGAUGAUCCUGUAAACUCUGAGUAUGCUGACAUGGAAAGAGAGCUCAAUGAGGUAAUUGCUCUGACAGAAGAACUACUUGCAACUGCAAAGCAAAAUCAGAGUUCUGGAAUAGAUUUUGGGACAAGUGAUAGUGCAUCUCCUAGUUUGCCCCAGACUCAGAGGAAUGAAAAUGAUUCAGGGAGCAUUUCCGACUAUCAUGACAAGUUUCCUCCUGGUACAAAAGUUCAAGCUGUUUGGAGUGAAGAUGGGGAGUGGUAUGAUGCUACAAUCGAGUCUCUCACUCCAAAUGGAUAUUUUGUUACUUAUGAGGGCUGGGGGAAUAGAGAAGAGGUGGAUCCAGCCAAUGUAAGGCCAAUUCAAGAAGGGGCUGUCAAUGCAUUGCUGGAAGCUGAAAGGGUUGCUGAGGCCACAAAACAAGCAAUCAAAAGGAAGAUUGCACAAGCUGCAUCUAUUGACUUCCAAUCACGAAGCUUACCAGCAAAACUUCGCAUAGAACCUGAUGAUCCUGAGGAUGUGAAAGCUACCAAACGAAAAAAGAUACAUUCUUUUAAGUCGAAGAUGAGGAUGGAGCAACUAGAAGUUACGCAAAAUAAACGUCAAAAUGCUUGGCAACAGUUCCAAACAACCAAAGGCAAGACUAAGAAGAUUGGUUUCUUUUCUGGACGCAAGCGAGAGAGCAUCUUCAAGUCUCCUGACGAUCCUUUUGGGAAGGUUGGGGUGACUGGGAGUGGGAAGGGCUUGACAGACUUUCAGAAGAGGGAAAAGCACUUGCAUCUCAAAGGCGGAACAGCUGAGAAUGAUGAUGAGGCUCCUUAG
Prunus armeniaca (apricot) is the source of this 915-nucleotide messenger RNA. NCBI's taxonomy places the organism in Eukaryota, Viridiplantae, Streptophyta, Magnoliopsida, Rosales, Rosaceae. The record is from the annotation of a GenBank genome assembly.